AUGAAUCAAUCAAGAUCGCCCCUACCUACACGAUCGCGGGUUCUGAUAAGCGUUCCCGCCCAAGCCCAGUCCCGGCAAUCCGACGAUCAAUCAACUACGUCUCCAGUUUCACUCGCUGAUCCGAUGAGUAUUUUUGCGAUAAGCGCUUCCUUUGUGUCAUGUUUCGAGACGGUUAUUGACAGCUCCAUCAAACACCACAAGUGCGUUCUCGAUGUUCGGAACUGCUGGCUAGGCGACGAUAAUUUACUGCGAUCGGGAAUAAGUCAGACCCUGUCACCAAUUUCGCUUUUAGGGAUCACGAUGAGAUGCAGGGUAUUACCAUCGUCAACGGGGUCAUGCAGACAGCCUAGACAAGAACAAGGUCGACGGAGACGCUCCGGUGCUUGUGAAGGAAGCUCGCGAUGUCGAUUGCAUGCUAGAGUACGAUGCCCAUGGCAGUCGGAUUCAUGGGGGUGCUUUUUUGCCUGUCUCGAGUGCCGUGCCGGAUGUGACUGGCACGACUCGGCCGGGUGUGAUAGCGUGAACGUGAAUGCUGUUGACACUCUGUUUCAAGGUCUUGGCAAAGCACGUUGCAACUUUGAGGACCAAUCCAAUGAAGCCGUAACGGACGACAUCGAGAUUGCUCAGGGCCGUUGCAAUGUGUCCAUGCAAUGCCAUGUCUUUCUUUUUCAUGCUCAACAAAAAGGCAUACUUGUACAUAUCAGCAGAGUGACAGCUCCAGAGCCAGUCGUCUGUCGUUAUUCCCGUCCAGAAUAUUCAGAUAUCUCGUUAGAAUGCUCUGGACUCUACCCACAUCCCGUGAACCGAAUCGACGACAUAUCGUCAUUGAAACGGAAUCAUCUCCGACUAGUGGGAUCUGGGUCAUGGGACAGGAGAAACAGAACAAGACAAUCGGAAAUUGGCUGUGUCAUCAAAGGAGUGGCCGAUGGCGCUAGGACUGUUUUGAAGGCUGACUCCAAACGCCGGAACGGAAUGCCCUGCCAAGAUCUCCGUUCGCCAACUCCGUUUACCGCUUACUGUGAUAUCUCUUUAGCCAUCCUCUUCACCUCGCUCAGUUGCGUUCAACAACACGGCUUCGCAAGGCCCCUUCAAUUCAUCCCAACACGAUCCACAGACAAGAGACAGCAAAGAAGAAGAAGAAGCGGUCAUGAACAUCAUGAAACUCAACUCUACAGCAUUGAAUUUUUUGCAGCGGACUUUUCACUGUCAAGCCCAACACGCCAAUUUACACAUUUCAACAAUGCUCUAUUUCUGGGUACACUAAACGCUAGCCCAGAGCCCAAUCCAACGGUUCAGGCUCAUCAUGCAAGGACAGGGUUCUCGCUCUCGCUCUCGGUCAGAGUCAGCCCUCAAAAAGAAUUAUUAGGGGUCCAUCAUCUCUUCUGUCUGUAUGGAGUAUCAUCCUUUCAAGCUCAACCUCAAAAUACUGGAGCCCGCCGUAAGACCAGCGUUGCAGCCCUGAGUACUGAACGACCCGAAUCCCCGGGUACGCGGUGUGCUGCGCUGUAUCCGCACAUCGCAUUCUGCUCAUCUUCCUCCCUGUGGAUAUUGGAUCAUCCCGGUGCUUAG
This is a messenger RNA of Fusarium proliferatum ET1, 1569 nucleotides long. RefSeq lists its product as uncharacterized. Lineage: Eukaryota; Fungi; Ascomycota; Sordariomycetes; Hypocreales; Nectriaceae. The transcript has 6 exons. Bases 1 to 1569 code for a protein of 522 amino acids. The record is from RefSeq and is a predicted model, not a curated record.